AUGAAGCUCUAUCACCAGUUCCUCGUCCUUGCUAUCUUCGGGCUUCUGCAAGUAGCCCUUGCAGUGCAGUCGCAAAAAGCCGUCGUUGUUACUUAUCCUGAAAACACUCCGGAUUCGGUGUUGAACGAUGCGAAGAAGGCCAUUACUGAUGCCGGCGGCUGGAUUACUCAUGAAUUCAAUUUGAUCAAGGGUUUCGCCGCGAAAGCUUCAACCACAGCUUUGGAAAGUAUCCAGGCGAAGUCGACCAAUUUUCUCCCCGUGAUCGAAGAGGACAAGGUUGUUACUAUCGCUGGUGACUGUGGUGGGCAGUGUAUCAGAUAUUGGGAUGGCGUUUCUGGUCGGUCUGGUCUGGCGGGAGACAUUACGUUCGUUAUUGGGGUGUGGGACAUGCAAUCAGCCCCAGAGCGGAGAAGCUUCUCUCUUGGCAAAAUAAUCAGAGACACCGACGAGCUCAACGACGGCAUCAUCCUCUGGGAGAUCCUUCAGGACAUCGACCCGCAGUACUUUCUCGACGAACUCCCCGAGCGCAAUCCGUCCGACCACUGGGUCACAAAAUGGCAGAACCUCAAACACCUGCACAAACUGCUUACGGGCUAUAUUCGCAAACAGUACGAUACCGACGAGAUCCCGCCCGGUUUGGACCCUUCGCCCGACCUGAAAGCCAUCUCCGAAGCGAAGUCGCUCAAGGAGACGAAUAAGCUGCUCAAGUUGCUCCUGAUUGCUGCCAUCAGCUCGCCCAAUGCCGAGACAUAUAUAACAACGUUGCAGAAGUUGAGCACGCCGACGCAGGAAGGGUUGAAGAAUAUUAUUGAGGAGGCUCAUAACUCUCAACAUGAAGACCUGUCGGCGGACGAGGAGGAGCCGGACGCUAAGCGCGAGCUGCUCACGGUCGACCCGGAAUUGAAAUUUGAAGAGCGAGUAGGCAAGGUCCUGGCAGAGAAUGAUCGACUCGCAAGCGAGAAGAAGGAAAUGGAAAAGGCUCUGGGAGACCUGCACAACCGUCUAGCGCGUCUGCAGGAGAACAAUGACACUCUGCAAACCCGCCUUGCUUCAACCGAAGAUCGAUUGGUGACGCUCAAAUCGGGGAAAGGGGAUGUGGGAUUCAGUGCAAAGGCUCUUGAAAGUCGCUCACGACAGCAAGAAGAACUCAUCGCCAAUCAAGAAGCAAAACUGACAGCUGCUCAGGAUGAAAUUGACAGCCUCAAAAUGUCCCUGGAGUCGAUGCGAGUCAAGACGCAACGGUUUCAAAAGCUGCAGGAUGACUACGACGAAUUAAAGACGGAAAGAGACCAGUUGAUCCGCAAGGCGAAUGCGGCAGAGAAAUACCGCCAAAAGCUGCAGGCAAGCCAGGACUUUGAGAAGGAGAACCAAACACUGAAAAACCAAGUCAAGGAUCUUCAGCAGCAACUGAAGGAGGCUGAUUCGAACCAGAAACGGUCUGCGGAGCGUGACGUUGAGCUGGAAGAAUAUAGACGGGUGCUGCCGCGCAUUGAGCAGGAUCGACAUGAGAUUCAGAAUCUGAAGAAGCAGCUAGAAUUUAACAACCAUGCUUUGACUGAGCGUCUUCAAAGCGCCGAAGAGCAGCGGGACAGAGACGAGGCUUUGAUCAGUGAGCUGCGAGAGAGAAUCCGAGAAUUGGAAGGUUCGCCUGAUAGUCCUUCUUAUACACCUGGAAACACGUCUCCUAGGCUGCAAAGCACUUUGCAGAAGGAUCUCGACGAUAUAGGGACGAGGGAAACACAGUUGAAAUCGGAGAACGAGGAACUAAAGAAAGAGGUGCACAAACUGCGAACAAGCGUGCAAACAAACACGCUGGGAUCCAGUUUGUCAGCGUAUUCAGAGAAUCUGGCUGCGGCGGCACAGCUUGCUCAAGCGAAGUCCAGGCAGAGUGAGGAAUACUGGAAGCUCUACGAUCAAUACGCGGAGAUCCGCCAGAAGCUUGCAGACGCCGAAGAUCUGAUUGACGCCACCAAGCGGCAACUCGAUGACGCCAAAGCAGAGUUACAACAUGUCAAUAAAGAAAAACUGGACAUCAUCGCCGAAGUCAAAGACUCCAACUCCUCGGAAAUCAGCAAAGUCCGCUCCGAAUGGGACGAGAUCACGCGCAAAGUGCACCAUCUCGAGGCCGAAGUGGACGUCUCCCAUGCGCUGGUCAGAGAUAUGUGCGCCGAACGGGACGAGUUGCGCGCAAUGCUCGAAGCCAAACAGACCGAGAUUCACGCUGAAGACCAGGAUUUCAUCCGGGAAAUGCAGACAUUACUAGCUGAAUUUGCGGCGAGAGAGAAGACUGAGAACCCGGAUGCGCCGGAGAAGUCUGGUAUUGAGCUGCUCAAGCAUUUUGCUGAAGUCACGGAGAAGAGUGCAGAAACCCUCGCAAAGAGGGCUGAACAUAUCGACCAACAAAACGACCUCAUCAAGUCCCUUCAAGAUCAAAUGAAGCACAUGGAGGAUGCCCGGAACGACCAAGAAGAAGACAAUAUACCCAAACAACGCGAGAUUGAACUCCAAGAAAUCAUCAACCGCCAAUCCCGCGAAAUGUCCCUCAUCUGCUCCGCCUGGUACGAGCUUCAGGGCCGACUACAACAUAGCAGCAAUAAUAUACCAGUUGCGCGUUAUCGUCAUCCUGCUAAUGCUGCUGCUGGCGGUGCGGGAGGAGCGUCAGAUUCGCAGAAAGGAUGGCUCGCGAGGCAGAGGGGUCUCGUUUCGGCUGCGAGUAAGUAG
This is a messenger RNA of Talaromyces atroroseus, 2721 nucleotides long. RefSeq lists its product as hypothetical. Gene Ontology annotation, biological process: cytoplasmic microtubule organization; cytoskeleton-dependent intracellular transport. Gene Ontology annotation, cellular component: centrosome; cytoplasm. The coding region runs from base 1 to 2721 and encodes 906 amino acids. The transcript is spliced from 13 exons. NCBI's taxonomy places the organism in Eukaryota, Fungi, Ascomycota, Eurotiomycetes, Eurotiales, Trichocomaceae. The record is from RefSeq and is a predicted model, not a curated record. Gene Ontology annotation, molecular function: dynein light intermediate chain binding; microtubule binding.